Molecule: messenger RNA, 4345 nt
Organism: Acromyrmex echinatior (Panamanian leafcutter ant)
Lineage: Eukaryota; Metazoa; Arthropoda; Insecta; Hymenoptera; Formicidae
Gene: scalloped
Product: TEA domain transcription factor 1 homolog scalloped
Biological process (GO): embryonic organ development; regulation of transcription by RNA polymerase II; hippo signaling
Cellular component (GO): transcription regulator complex
Molecular function (GO): RNA polymerase II cis-regulatory region sequence-specific DNA binding; DNA-binding transcription factor activity, RNA polymerase II-specific
Source: RefSeq, a predicted model, not a curated record
GCCGUGCGAAUUUACCUCCGCGAAAAUAAGGGCCGCUCUCGCGCUCGCGCGCGUCCCGCCACGUCACACAGCUCAGCCAAGUGGUAAGUAAUACGACAUAAUGAAAGUUACAUUGCUUCCAAACGCCGUACGCGAGCGAGCGCGUCCACGCCCGUGUGCCGUGGAUGUCCUGACGGUGGCGUCGUCUCGCAACAGGCCCGCGCAAAGAACGAGUCCGACUGCAGCGACGAUGACGAUAUUACCCGCAGAGAGAGAGAGAGAGAGAGAGAAAGAGAGAGAGUGAGUCACUGACAAACGGACAGACUGAUGGGUGAAAGAGAGUGAGAGGGCGACAGAGGGAGCGAGAGAGAGACCUCAUAUGUGUGCGUGAAAGAGAGAGAGAAAGAGAGAGAUAAAAAAACUGACGUAGCGCGCGGAUUUCUAUUCUAUGAGAGUGCUUCACUGAACAAAGCUGAGCGAAUGAAUACCCGGCGCCGUUAUUAUCCGCUCCGCGACCGAUACUCGCACGUUUAACUCGUCACGCUUGUGCGGUACUUCCGCUCGGCCGUGGCGAUCGUCCGCCGUCGCGAUCCGCCGUUGCUCCGUUGAGGUAAGACGGAAACACGGGCGGUGCACGUAAGGAGAGAGGAAGAAAAAAAAGAAAAAAAAAAGAAGAAUGCGAAAGAAAAAUCAUCUCGCCGUCACGCGUUUGAGAGAGAGAGACGUUCGUUCGACCGGCGUAUUUACUCGGUAGAGGCCUGUUUACAUCGUGCAUCCGGCCUUUUCGUGCUUCUCGCGUAUACUCGGAAUCAUACAUAGGCUCUCGUGUGUUUACAAGCGUGCCGUAUCAUCCGUGUCAGCUGUGCGCGUCGAUAUCGCGUACGAGUCGAUUCGCAGCGCAGAGCGCGACGCUACGCGACGUGACGCGGCUCACCUCACCUCACCGUUGAGGUUAGGGUAACUCUCCUCUCGCGGUCAUCACUUGAACGGGUGGUGUAUGCUGGUGGUAUGGGCUGCAUGCGCGUUUCCUCGCUGCCGGCGCGACGCGCGAGCGGGGGCGCCGUAACAGAAACGCGUGCUGCUCUCUCCGCCUAGUCGCCUGUCCGCCAGCCCGUUCGUUCGUUCGCUCGCUCGCUCGCUCACUCAUUCGCUCGUUCGCUCUUGUCGUUCUGUCCUGUCGCCGCUCGCUCGCUUCUGGUGAAUUCGUAUGGUGAAUUAUUGAUCCGCGGCGGCGUGUGCGUGCGGAAAAACCGCCGUUGGUUGGAAGAGAGGAAGGGUAGAAGGUAGGGGGGUAGAGAAAGAGAGAGAGAGAGAGAGAGGGUAGGGGAGCUGAAGCCGCGGAGUGGCGCAUGGCGGUGGCGCGAGAAAGCGCUUAAAGCGAGCACACGUACGGGGUGAGACGUGCGCUGGUUGGUGUGUUGGUUGUAUAUUGUUUUGAAAAGUGUCGCGACGCGCGCGGACGCACGCGACGCAUCACGUCACGUCACAUCACAUCACAUCGCGUCGCGUCACAUCGUAUCGCAUCGCAUCGCAUCGCAUCGCAUCGCAUCGCGUCGCGUCGGAUCGCUGUGCCUCAGUCGCGAGAUUCACGAGGCGCCAAGUUGAAUCGGAGCACAUUGGCGAGAUCGUGUCUUUCAGUCUCUAGACGAAGUCUAUAGAGCGAGCGAAGUGUACAUCCUUUGUGUCGCCUCCUUUGGUCGUCCGUAACACGUAAUAACGGUGCAUACGUCCGUCGCCCCGAGCGUCGAGUUUCUUCGUCUUUCCGUUGCGCGAAUUACUCCAUCCAUCCAUCCAUGCGUGUGUAAACGCGAAACGGGAACGAACGCGGGAAAAGCGUGCGUGGGUAAUGCAUACGAGAGGCGUCGCGGCGCGACGCGCGACGAGGAAGUUAUUCGAGGGAGACCGGUGAGUACCGAGUGUCGCGAAGUGACGAGAAACCGAAGGAAGGUAAUCCUUUCCGUGAUCUUCGUGCCCCGACGACGGGACUGUCGUGAAAUUGCGAGAGACGCGUGAAACGACGUGCAAUACAAUCCAACCCGGGGGGGGGUCAGGAGUGUCAGUAGUGCAUUGUCGUCGUCGGACUACGCCGACGACGACGGAGAAAAGGUGGAGGAGAAGAUCAGUGCCGUCGCGCGGAGGAAACUUGAGGGGAAACCCGACGUUUUGUGUCGUUUUGUCGUACGAUCGCUGCUGAACGCGCUCCGAUAAUCCCGGAGGAAGGCAACGUCCUAUCUUCGCCACCGCGGGGCUUGGAUGGAUACUGUGCAUUAUUUCUGGAGUAAGUGCAUCACAUUUUCCGGCCUGUUUCACCAUCGUGCGUAUAUGUGAGCGGCAUAUGUUGUGUAUGCGUUCGACGGGCGCGAUACCAGGUGUACCCACGUCGCCGUCAUCCUGACCUGCCCGAGAAAUCCUCAUGAAAGACUGGGAACUCAGUACUCAGAAUAGCAUCGGCAGUGCGGUGGCUGCAGCCGACACCAUUUCCGCGCCGUGGACCCCCGCGAGUUCCGGGCCGCCGCCCGACGCCAACGGCUCCGGCUCGGAUACGAAGAACCUCGACGUUGGCGAAAUUAGCGAUGAUGAGAAGGACUUGUCGGCAGCGGACGCGGAGGGUGUGUGGUCGCCGGAUAUCGAACAGAGCUUUCAGGAAGCUCUUACCAUAUAUCCGCCAUGUGGUCGACGCAAAAUCAUCCUUUCCGACGAAGGGAAGAUGUACGGUCGCAACGAGCUGAUCGCUCGUUAUAUCAAAUUGAGGACCGGUAAGACGAGAACGCGAAAACAAGUAUCCUCGCACAUACAGGUUCUCGCGAGAAGAAAACUUCGGGAAAUACAGGCAAAACUUAAAGUGGAUCAUGCCGCCAAGGAGAAGGCGCUCCAGACAAUGUCAAGCAUGUCAAGCGCCCAAAUAGUAUCAGCUGGAAGCGCGAUACACAACAAGAUGCCCCUCAUGGGCGGGACCCUUGCCCUUCAUGCUUCCACCCCUGUCUCCUAUCCCGGAGCGCAAUUUUGGCAGCCAGGCCUGCAACCAGGAACGUCCCAGGAUGUCAAACCCUUCCCUCAGCCUGCCUACACCGGAAAACCUGCGACAGCGGUCUCGAGUGGUGAUUUGGUCCAAGCGCAGCCUGCACCACCAUGGGAAGGACGUGCUAUCGCGACUCACAAGCUCAGGCUUGUUGAGUUUUCGGCCUACAUGGAACAACAAAGAGAACAGGAGAUUUACCACAAACACCUGUUCGUCCAUAUAGGAGGUUCCGCGACAUACGCUGAUCCGCUAUUGGAAGCGGUCGAUGUUAAACAGAUAUAUGACAAAUUCCCGGAAAAAAAGGGCGGUCUUAAAGAACUUUACGAUAAAGGACCGCAAGCAGCUUUCUUUCUCGUUAAGUUUUGGGCUGAUCUCAAUAGUAACAUCCAAGACGAAAGUGGAGUAUUUUAUGGCGUCACGAGCCAGUACGAGAGCAACGAGAACAUGACGAUAACAUGUUCGACGAAAGUAUGUUCUUUCGGAAAGCAGGUAGUAGAGAAGGUAGAAACAGAGUACGCCAGGUUUGAGAAUGGCAGGUUCGUUUACCGUAUUAGCCGUUCACCUAUGUGCGAAUAUAUGAUUAAUUUCAUCCACAAACUGAAGCACCUGCCAGAAAAGUACAUGAUGAAUAGCGUUCUCGAAAAUUUCACCAUCCUUCAGGUUGUCACGAACAGGGAUACGCAGGAAACGUUAUUGUGUACGGCAUAUGUGUUCGAAGUAUCGGCAUCUGAACACGGUGCUCAGCAUCACAUAUACAGAUUGGUCCAAGACUAGCCUGCUUGAACCUGCUCGCCAUGCAGCCAUCCACCCCCAUCAGUGCCUACCAUCACAUAAAGAUCAUCCAUACACAUAUACACAUAUGAUUAUAUUGUGAAAAUACAAUAUAUGCAUAUAGCAGAGUUCCUCUAUUCUAAAGUUAUUGGAAUCGAGCAAUGUUGAGCAUUUCUGUAAUCUUUUCUUUACUUCUUAUUCUUAUGACACGAAUUGAUUGAAAAUGUUAUUACGUAGUAUAUUUUGUUCUUAUUGCAUUAUUGUGUCAAAUAUGACAAAAUGGGGAAACAGUAAGCAGUAGCGUAAAAAGAGAAAUUUAGUUUAGAGGAAUUCAGCUAAUUUAGAAUAGAAGAACAUUUAGAAUAGAGAAAUUUGAUUGUGCGAUAUGAUGCGUGAAUAUAUGAGUGUAAACAUGUUUACACUUAUACAAAAAUAUUUUCGCGUCCAUAGGAGAGUUUCGAUGGAAAAUAUUCGGUCGAUGACAUAAAAAUUAUGAAAAAUCAUCCUAUAAACAGUUGUAAAUACUGAGUAAAUAAUAGAUGUUAUAAUAAAACUUCCUAUACAAUUAUUAUAAUA